AUGGGGCGGGCUCGGCGCCAGUUCAGAGCCCUGCUCUGGAAGAACUGGCUCUGCAGACUCCGGCACCCGGUGAGUGAGUGCUGCGUGUUCCCAAACGAGAGGAACAUGCAGGUCCUUUCCCUCGCUGAAUUCUUCUGGCCGUGUAUCCUGUUCAUGAUUCUGACAGUACUUCGUUUUCAAGAACCUCCCAGACAUAGAGACAAUUGUUAUUUGCAACCCCGGGAUCUGCCCAGCCGGGGCGUUUUCCCCUUUGUCCAAAGCCUUCUUUGCAACACCGGGUCGAGGUGCAGGAACAUAAGCUAUGCAGGGUCAACGGAGCACCAUUUUCGUUCUUCUAGGUUCCAAACGGCAGCUGGCCAUCACAAGAAGCUCAAUGACCUGGCCUUCUUAAAGGAGAUGCAGGACCUUGCUGAAGAAAUUAAUGAAAUGAUGGACAAGGCAAAAAACUUGCAAAAACUUUGGGUGGAAAGAUCCAAGACUCCAGAUUCUUCUUAUGGUUCCAGUUUUUUAACAGUGGAUCUCAAUAAGACCGAGGAGGUGAUAUCAAAAUUAGAAAGCCUUCACCAGCAGCCCCACAUCUGGAAUUUUCUACUUUUACUGCCGAGACUAUAUGCAGGCAAUGUCCACGUUGAAGAUGGCAUACGUGGUGGACAACACCUUCUCCAGGCAGUUUUGAAUUCCUUAACAUCUCUAGAAGAUUUAGAUUGGCUGCCACUCAACCACAACGUUUCCAGGGUUUCUGAAAUCGUGCUGAAUGUGAGCAUUUCGACGUUGGCACUUCUGCAAGAGCAUGGUGUAACAGCCACUGAGUCAGGAUACAACCUGUCCCUGCAGAAGCUGAUGCCAGAUCCACAGAAGGUCCAGGCUGACCUGAAAUCCCAAUUUGGUUUUGAUGACCUUCAUGCGGAACAAAUCAUGAAUUAUUCAGCUGAACUACAGGAGAUGCCCACAGAUAGUUCCUUGGAGUGGAUGGUGUGUUCAGUCUUGUCCCACACCUCCGAGGACGAAGCUGACAGAGAGAGUCACCCUGGAGACUGUCACCCCAGGUGGUCAGCGGCUAAAGAUGACCUGGUCAAUGUGGUCAGCUGGCUGCAAGUCUACGAACAGGUGUUUGAUCAGUGGCGAAAGGGCAGCCUACUUCAGAAGGUGCUCACAGGGACUGGUCUCAGUCUGGAGGCUCUCAGAAAUCAGUUUGAGGAAGAAAGUGAGCCGUGGAAGGUGGCAGAAGCUUUGCACACUACGCUUCUCCUCCUGAAUGAUAGCUUGGCAGAUGGCCCAAGAGGCAACCAGACAUCUCCGAAGACAUUACUGCAUCUACAGAAAUUGCAGAGUGUUCUUCGAAACCUGCCCCAGUGGCCUGCUCUGAAGACAUUGCUUCAGCUUGAUGGUGCUUUCAGGAAUGCGAUGGCCCAGAAUUUACAUUUUGUCCAAGAAAUCCUCCUUUGCCUGGAGACAUCAGCUAACGACUCUACACUGGGUGGACCUGGCCAAUGGAAACUGGAAAAGGACGUGUUCUUUUGGGAGUUAAAGCAGUUGUUGAUGAAGAAUGCUACUGACCUGUGCCUCGGUGGAUGCUUGUCUGAGAGGGAGGCCCUCCUGCAUCCUGGGAACUCCAGCGUCUGCGAGGGCCUCUGGGGACUCAUGUGUCGUCACAACUCCUCCAGUGAGACCAGUGCUUUAAACAACCUACUUGGCUCAGUAAAGGAGGCUGAUCAUCUUUUGCAAGAGGUCAUUACUGGGCACACAAAUAUGCCAGUUUCGAUACCUGAAGGAUAUUUGGGCUGGCAGGAACUGGAGGCACAGCUGUUGGCAGUGAGCCUUUCCUGUACUCGGCUCUUCGGGCUGCUGGGAGCUGACAUCUCAACUGGAAAUAGUAACUUUUCUUGUGACUGUAAAGACCAACUUAUCUCCACAGUGAUAUUUCAUACACUGGAAAAAGCACAGUCGUCCCUGGAACAGACCCACUACUGGAAAGCCUUCAUGAGAUUUGUCAGGAAGACUUGUGAAAUGGCUCGACAUGUGAAUAUGCAAGAAAGUUUCCAGAACAGUCUGUCUGCUUUCUCUGAGGACUCUCCUUGUUAUGAAGAAAAUAUGGAUUGGAAAAUCAUCAGUGAGAAUUAUUUUGCAUUUUUUAAUAACUUACUCAAGUCUCCAAUAGCUUCCAUAUCCAGGGUCUUAAAUUCCACAAAGAAACUUCUAAUGAUGGAAAAGAAGUUGCAUACCCUUGAGGACGAGCAAAUGGACUUUCUUUUAUCAUUUGUGGGUUUUUUGGAGAAAUUAUUAUUGCCUAAUCUUUUCAAUUCAUUUGGUGUUCCCAAAUUCGAUAACCUCCCAUCUCUCACUGAGACUAUUCUGAAUACAAGUCAUUUGUGGAUAAAUCAUUUAAAAAGUUUAGAAAGGGAUUUAUCUGCUAUUGAUGUUCAGAAAUCUUUGGAAUUUGGCAAAGAAGUGAGUGAAAAAAUACAAACUCUUGGAACUCUCCGGAUAAGGAAAGAAUCAAGAAAUAUUUUGAGAUUUAUGGAAUUAAUACUUUUUGAAAUUAACCCCAAGCUACUGGAAUUGUGGAUGUAUGGCAUUUCAGAAGGAGAAAGAGCUAAAUUAGAAACCUUGUCUACACUUUUAAAUUUUUCUGUUCCAGAGGAUGAGAUGCUUCUUAGUAAAAGCUUUAACUUUUCCCAGUUGUUCCAUUCAGAUUGGCCUAAAUCACCAGCUGUGAAAAUGGAUUUUGUAUAUUUAAGUGAAACUGUAAUAAAUAGUCUCUAUGAAUUUGGAUUUCUGAGGCAGGAAGAAGUCUCAGAAGCUCUGGACACAGUCUAUGCUAUAAGGAAUGCAUCCCAUCUUUUCUCAGCCCUUUCUGAAUCUCAAAAACAAGAAAUUGAUGAAAUUUUGACUUAUAUAUAUCUAAAUGUCUUCAAAGACAAAGAUUCAGCUUUACUUCUUCAGAUUUAUUCUUCGUUUUACCAACAUAUUUAUAAAUUCUUGAGCAUUCAGACUAGACAGUCUUUGCUAUCUUUCCUUACACAACUCUCAGAACACAUUUUGGAUAUCAUAAAGCAAUUUAAUUUCCAAAACAUCAGUAAAGCUUUUGCAUUUUUAUAUGAGACAACACGGGUUCUUGAGGGAAUUUCUGAUGUAUCUUAUUGUCAGCAAUUGCUUUCAAUUUUUAACUUUUUGGAGAUUCAAGCCCAAUCUCUGAUGUCUACAGAAGGCCCAGAAUUGGAAGUGAUCUACGCUGCUUUGACUGGUCUCAAACGGCUGCUCAUAGUAGAUGGAGAUUUUCGUAUUUCUUUAUUUCAAUAUAUAAGCCAACUCUUCAAUGAAUCAGUAGAAGCCCUGCUGGGUAAUGAAUGCUUUGCAUUGGAUAACAAAAACAUUUCUUAUGUCAAUUAUUCCAUAGAUGGUGGGUCUUUGUUUAUUCUUCCAUGGGCACAAACUCUUUCAAAUUUCUCCACAAAUGGCAAUGUGUUCAAUGAGUUUAUGGCUGUUCACUGUACCAUUUCAUGGCUUCAAAUGUGGACUGAAAUCUGGGGAAGCAUAUCUCAAAUAUUCAAGUUUGACGUGAAUGUUUUCACUCCUCUUCAUGUUGGUGUCACUCAGCUUUUGGAUGAAUUGGAAAGUGAUGUGAAAAUUUCUAAAAGCUGCCAGGGAGUAUUUCCCACCCAUCGCCCGGCUAGACUCAUAUUAAGUUUGUUUAAAAAUGUAACUCAAGCAGAUGGCUUCCAUGAUUGGGAUGAUUUUCUGAAUCUCAGGAACCUCUGGGUAGCAUUAGGUGAUGUGUUAGUUAGAGUAAAGUCACUUAACCCAGACCAAAUAGAAAAAUCCCUUUUCACCAUGGAAACCGCCCUGCAUCAGCUAAAGGCAUUUCCAUUAAACACAAAUGCAAGCAGAGAGUUUUUAUAUUCUCUGUUUGAUGUUUUCAUUGAAUUAAGCAAUUCCUCAGAAUAUAUAGAUAGAAAUGUACAUUUGAUAAAUCACUUACUUUCAAAUAACCUCACAAAUUAUGGAGUAAAGUUUGAAAGUGUCAUCACAAAGUUAAGAGAAACAAUGUUAUUUCUUAGAAAUGUGUCACACGACCAAGAUUUACUGUCCUGUGCUGAUAUUUUUCAAAAUGUUACCGAGUUUAUUUUGGAAGACAGCUUAUUAUAUGUAAACACUUCACAGAGGCCAUUACGUAUUCUGGCCAUGUUAAAUUCCACAUUUUCCUCUGAGGACACAAUUAGCAGACUGAAACGAUGCAUUGCAUGGGUAGACAUUAUAAACCGUCUGUACAUGAUGUAUAAUUCUAGUUUUUCACAAGGCCAUCUUCAGGGAAUUUUGAGGAGUUUCGAAGAUGUGGAAAACAAAAUUAACUCUACGUUGAAGCUUGUUACUUGGAUGUUAAAUAUCAAGGAACAACAUUGUUCACUGAAUAAGUCAAAUAUAAAUUGUGUGAAUAUUAACUUGAAAAAUGUAACUGACUUUCUCAAUGUUAUACUUACUGCAGUCUUUGAAAAGGAAAAGAUACCAAAAUUCCAGAUUUUAUUAACUCCUUUAAAUGACUCCACAAACCAAAUAAGGAUGAUUAUCAAUAACUUAACAAGAGACUUUGAUUUUGCAUCUCAGUCCAAUUGGAAACAUUUUACUGAAUUAAUUCUAAGACCCAUAGAAAUGUUAGAUGAAAUUCCUAGCCAAUUUCAAAAUAUUUGGCUGCAUUUAGUAGCUCUGGGGAAAGAAAUUCAAAAACUUAUGAAAGAUAUUUCUGCUAACGUCCUGGAAAAUAACUCCUCUUCUAAAACUGAAAAGUUGUUAAAUAUAUUUGCUAUCAGUCCAAAAGAAGAAGAUACAAACAGUUUAGGCAAUUCAUUUUAUCAUUUGGCUAGUUACCUUGCCUUCGAUUUAUCUCAUGAUCUCCAAAAUUCAUCAAAAAUAACUCCACAUGAAAUAACCAAAGCUGUGGGUCUUGGUAUUCAACUGGUUAGGGAUGUGUUCAACUCCCUAAUGCCCUCAGUUUAUCACAAUAUUCUACAAGAUCCAGGUAAUAUUCAGGUUUUAAAGAAGGUAACUUCUCUCCUGCGCACUCUCAAGAAGACAGAUAUAGACCUGCUAGUAGGUCAACUUGAACAAAUUAGUGAAAGCCUAGUGGAUUUCUUUAAGAAUAUCAGUAGAUCAGGUACUGGCAAUUUGGAGGUCAACGUGCUUGUUGGCUUGAUGGAGAAAUUUGUAGACAGCUCACAUUCUUGGAAUGUGAAUCAUCUGCUGAAGCUCUCACACCUAUUUCCUAAAGAUGAUGUUAAUGCUGUGGUAGAUACGUACUACGCGCUUCCUCAUGCUGCAAGACUCCUGAAGAGACUAGUUGACAAAAACAUCACAGAAGCCCUCAAGGAUGUCUAUAACUUCACAUUCUUUCAUGGUAUAAGCAUUUCAAAUGUCACCAAGGAAGACUUUGCUGUUGUGAUAAAAACUCUUUUGGACACAAUUGAAUUAAUAUCAGAAAAACCAGAUAUUCUUUCAGAGGCUUUAACUUGCCUUCCUGUGGUUUGGUGCUGGAAUCACACUGCGUCUGGAUUUCAGCACAAUCCAAAGUUAGCAGCCUGUAAUGCCCAGGAGCUCAUGUCUUCUUCCUUUUACAGCAAAGUGGCCAGUAUACUUGACCACCUCCACCUGUCUCCCCCAUCUGAAGUUUUACAAUGUUCAAAUGAAAGCUCACAGACGGAAAUAACUAGGAAAGUGGUCUGUGUAGUUCAUGAAUUAGUGGACUGGAAUUCCAUUCUUCUAGAGGUGUCUGAAGUUUUCCAUGUUAAAACUUCGCUUGUGAAAACUGUGCAAGAAUUUUGGAAUAAGGUGUUACCUUUUGUCCUGUCUUCUGGAAAUCAAAGCAAUGACAUUGUCUCUGAAAUUUGUCCUGGUGGUCCCAUAAAGCAAGUUGCUUUGCAAAUCAUAAAAAAAUUAAAAAAUGUCAACUUUACAAAAGUUACAUCAGAUGAAAACAUUCUUGAUAAACUAGCUAGUUUAAACAAGAUUCUUAAUAUUAAUGAAGGCAUAGAGGCACCUGUUCGAAAUAAUAUUUCCUUAAAUUUGGAAAGGAUAAUAAACUCACUUUCUAGGGAUCAGAGCCUGGAAAAUAGCACUCAUUCUCUAGUCUCUCCAUUCGUGACAUUUCUGAAUGCAAACCUCACAGGUAGUAGUUUAGAAAUGCUAUCAAGUUUUAUUAAAAAAAGUGAAACAGCUUACAACUUUGAAGAACGAUGGCUUGAAUUUGAACAAACCAUGAAAGAUCUAACCCAUGACUUUAAUAUCAGACCCCUGUUCUCUGAAGUUAACAAAGAAAUUCAAAUUAUCAAUUCAGUGGCUCUUCAAAACAUAACUUUGCAACUUGCCCAUUUUUUGGAAAGCCUGGGUUCAUCAUCGUUGAAGGCAUUAGAAAUUAUUGAAGAUCUUUUAUUGGUCGCAAAAAACUGGCUUCAUAAACAUGCAAAUGAAGAAUACUCCAGAAUGAUACAAACCUUAUUUCUUCUUAUGGCCAAUGAGAGUUCAAUUGAUGAUGUUUUGUUGACUAAAGAUAUUGCUACCUUUUUGGAUUAUCUCAAAAACAUUUCUAGAAAAGGAAAUUUUGAUGUUGCCCUUCUAACUCAUCUGCUAAACCAAGAACAGCUAACUAAUUUCUCAGUUGUUCAGUUGCUUUUUGAAAGCUUCCUAAUUAAUUCAAUCAAUAACUUAGCUGGGAGUUCUCAAGAAGCAGCCUUGAAUUUAAGUGAUACUGACCUUCAAAUAAUAAAUUUCAUUAACUUCACUUUGAACCAUACACAGUCAGAAAAUGGUAAGAGAAUAAUUCUCCCUCCAAGAGACAUAGUGGAUUUCAUGGCACAGCUUUUGAAAACAUUCUUCUUUUUACUAAAGGAAAAUUCUGAGAACAAAAUAUCUCUUGUGCUAAAAGACCUCAACAAAGAUAUCGUGGCAGAGAUGAGUUUUGUCCCAAAGGAUAAAAUUCUAGAAAUUCUGAAACUGGAUCAAUUUCUUGCCGCCAUGAAAGAAGACAGAUUGAUGAGCAUUUUUUCAAGUUUAAAGGAGACUAUAUAUCAUCUAAUCAAAAGCUUAUUUAUAUUAGACAAUGGAGAAUUUUAUUUUGAUAAUCAUCGAGGACUGAAGUUCAUGCGAGAUUUAAUUAAUACUUUUCUAGGGGAAAUCUCAGUGAAAAAUAAGGCUGAAAAUAAUUUGGAGUUUCUUACUGUGGUGAGUCAGUUGCUUUUCCAUCUGAAUAGUUCUGAGGACCUCUUCAAACUCAAUCACAAUCUUCGGUCAGCUCUUCACCUUGUGAAAGAAGCUUCAAUAGAGAUAGCAAGUCUUAUGGGUACCCUUAUAAACUCUCCUAAUAAGGACUUCCGUACCUUGUAUCCUACACUCAAAGAAGUUAUACUUGCUAAUUUAACUGAUUUGCUUUCCUUUAUAAAUAAUUCAUUCCCUCUAAGAAACAGAGCAACAUUACAAAUUACUAAGAGAUUACUUGGUGUUAUUUCAAGAGCUGGUGGAGAAAGUCGUGUCCCGGAACCCAUCUUGGAAAUGUCCAAUACUCUGAUCAUGCUGGUGAGUGACAGUGCUGAAAUGAGAGAUCUUGCCACAUUGGUGAACUCCACUGUGAAACUCUUUAAGCUAGCCAAGGAAGUUUCGAGGACGAUGGCCACUAUUUUUGAAACUCAUUUCAUCUCCAAAACUAAUGACACUAUGAAAUUCUUUGACACCCUUUAUUCCAUUUUGCAACAAAGUGUUCGAAAUGUUGUGAACGAAAUAACUACUUUGAAAAAAGUAGAUUAUUUAAUAUUUGAAAAUAUAAAUGACUUGUUGAUGCCAUUUCUUGACUUGGCCUUUGGAAUGAUUGGGGUCAAACCUAGUAAUAUUUCACAAGACUCUGAUAUUUUCAAUAUGUCAUCUAGCAUAUUCUCAUAUGUGAACCAGUCCAAGGACUUUUCUGAUGUUUUGGAAGAUAUUGCUGAAUUUUUAACUUCUGUGAAAAUCAAUUUGGGAGCCUUGGAACAUCUUGUGGCAGCAGUUAAUAAUGGGACUCAAAUAUUUUCUAUGGAUUCUGUCAACUCAUGGGAAGAAAUCCUGGAUUGCUUAGUUCCUAUAAAUAACAUCACCAACCAGAUAGACCUCUUACAUCCUGACCCAAUUUCCACUCAUAUUUUCCCUCAAGAUACAAAGUGGGAAAGAACUAAUGAAGUGAUCCUGUUUUUGGAUGAAAUAAUAUCGCAAAACAGCACAGAAAUAGGGAUGUACUUGAGAAUUGUGAUUGACCUCAUCUUAGAAUCUCUUUGGAAUCACUUAGAGAAGGAUGACUGGAAUGUUUCUAAUUUGUUGCUGACAUUUGCUCAGCAUCCAAAUAACCUUUUGAAAGCCAUAAAAACAGUUGUAGAGGUCUCCAGUGGAAUGAAAAGUGACUAUGGAGGUGAUUUGAGUAAAGCUUUGUUUUUCAACACCUCUUUGAUUCAGAAUGUGACUCAUCAACAACUUGAAGAAGCAAUCCAGAUUGUGUUAAGUAGAAUAGCUCUCUUGAGGAAAGAGCUUCUCCGAAACAACUCCCAGUGGAUAAAUUCCAUAAGAACUUUGUUUCAGCCUGCUUUUGAGAUUCUUAUUAAUGCAACCCCUGGAAAGAAUAUCACGUCAGGAGAGGAAGAGAGGACCAAGAAAGAGAUGACAGAUCUUCCUUACAUCCUCAACCCAUUAUCGUGGUUUGAGAGAUAUGUGAAAGAAGUAAUUGCGUUGACUGAAUAUUGGCAAAAGGUCCCACUGACAGAUCAAAGUGUUGUUGAAAUGUGUCAGGUCUCCUGGCAGCCUUUGAAGCCCCCGGAAGCCAUCGCGGCUCUGCAGAAAGUGAAGAUGCUGGUUCUGCGUGCGCUCAUCAUCUUUGCAGAAAACCCUUCCUUGACCAAGGACAUCCUGUGUGCCUCUCUGAGUUGCAAGCAAGGCCGGAUAAGGCCUCUCAUUUUAUCUGCUCUACAAGGGGUCCCUUUGGUGCAUGACUACUACCAGGAGAUGGAAAAGAUAUGGUCCUCACCCCAUCAGCUAAAUUGUGAAAGUCUUAGCAGGAAUCUUUCUAGCACCUUGGAAAUCUUCAAGAGCAACUUGGAAAAUGUCACGGAGCGGGACUGUGACUGCCAGCCCGUGCUGGACUCGACUCGGCAGCGCAUGCACACGUUGGCCCAAAGCCUUGAGAAGACUUUGCUGUCUGGGAAUCCCAUUAUGACUUUUCUUAGCAAGUUCACAGUAACUGAGAAUGUAAAAGUAAAAGAUUUGAUGAAGAACAUCACCAAGUUAACUGAGGAGCUUCGAUCUUCUGUCCACAUCUCAGAUGAAACGAUCAAUAGCAUUUUAGAAGCCAAUAUUUCCCAUUCAAAGGUUCUCUGGAGUGGCCUUACGGUGGCUUUAUCUGGAAGGUGUGAUCAGGACGUUCUUCGUCUCCUGCUGGUGUUUCCUGAGGAUGAAAAAUCGUGGUUUGCAACGAAAGAACUGUGCAGCCUGCCCAGGGCUAAAGUGUAUUCUCUGAUUGUGUUGAUGAGUCGGAACCUGAACCUACGGAAUUUCAUUUACAAGACUCUGAUCCCUUCGGAAGCCAGUGGCAUGCUCGGCUCCCUGCUGGACGUCGUCUCCAGGCUCAGCCACCUGCUUCCCAAAGCCGGCCACGUCCUUGCAUACUUGCCUGAAUUUCUUCACACGUUUAAAUUCGCUGCCUUGCUAGACAAGCCCGACUUUCAACGGGCUCCACAGAAGCGCCAGGCCAGAAGUUCAGCCUUUGGUUCUUUCCAGUCUGUGAUGAAGAUGGUUUGCAAGGAGCAAGCGUCUUUCCUUAGCAGCUCUAGCACGUUUAUUAACUUGCCCAGAGUUAACGAACUCUUGGGAGAUGACAAAGAAAAAUUCAACAUUCCUGAAGAUUCAACACCAUUUUGCUUGAAGCUUUAUCAGGAAAUUCUACAGUCUCCAAAUGGUGCUUUGGUGUGGUCCUUCCUAAAGCCUAUAUUACAUGGAAAAAUACUGUACACACCAAAUACUCCAGAGAUUAAUGAGGUCAUUCAAAAGGCUAAUUAUACUUUUUAUUUUGUGGACAAGCUAAAGACUUUAUCAGAAACAUUGCUGAAAAUGUAUGCCAUUUUCCAGAGCAAUGGAAAUGGCCAGAUGCUCAACCAGCUGCAGGAAUCCCUGAGAAACAAAUUUAUAAGGAACUUUAUAGAAAGCCAGUUGCACAUUGAUGUAGACGAACUGACUGAGAAGCUCCAGGUGUAUGGAGAGAUGCUGCACAAGAUGUUGAACCACAUGGACGCCGGACGCAUCCGUUUCCUGGGCCGUGUCUUGGUCAAUCUGUCCUCCUGUGUGGCGUUGAACCGUUUCCAGGCGCUGGAGUCUGUCGCCAUCCUGGAGUCUACAGCACAUGAACUCCUGCAGCAGAACAGUUUCUUGGCCAGUAUCAUAUUCAACAGUUCCUUAGUUGGCAAGAACUUCAGGUCAAAGCCUUCCCAGCUGCCACCCCACAUCACAUACACAAUCCGGACCAGUGUCUUAUACAGCAUGAGAACAGAUUCGGUGAAAAACCCUGUUUGGAAGUUCCAUCCUCAGAGCCUACCAGCUGAUGGUUUCAAAUAUAACUACAUCUUUGUCCCUUUGCAAGACAUGAUUGAAAGAGCCAUCAUCUUGGUGCAGACGGGGCAGGAAGUUGUGGAACCGGCUGCACAGGUGCAGGCCAUCCCGUACCCGUGUCACACCAGAGACCUGUUCUUGAACCACGUCGGUUUCUUUUUCCCGCUAAUAAUGAUGCUGACAUGGAUGGUGUCUGUGGCCAGCAUAGUUCGAAAGCUGGUUUAUGAGCGGGAGAUCCAGAUAGAAGAGUACAUGAGGAUGAUGGGAGUGCAUCCGAUGAUCCAUUUCCUGGCCUGGUUCCUGGAGAAUGUGGCCAUGUUGGCCAUAAGCAGUGCCGCCCUGGCCCUCAUUCUGAAAAUAAGCGGCAUCUUCGCAUACAGCAAUGCCUGUGUUGUUUUCCUCUUUCUCCUGGAUUUUGGGGUGUCAGUCAUCAUGCUGAGUUACUUUUUGAGUGCAUUUUUCAGCCAAGCGAACACAGCCGCCCUUUGUACCAGCCUGGUGUAUAUGAUCAGCUUUUUGCCCUACAUAGUUCUGCUGGUUCUACGGAACGAAUUAAGUGUUGUCAUUCAGACAUUUCUGUGCCUUCUCUCCACGACCGCCUUUGGACAAGGAGUAUUUUUCAUUACAUUCCUAGAAGGGCAAGAGGCAGGGAUUCAGUGGAAUAAUAUGUACCAGGCUCCAGAACAAGCCACCAUGACAUUUGGCUGGGUUUGCUGGAUGAUUUUCUUUGAUUCAGGCCUUUAUUUUUUAUGUGGAUGGUACUUGAGCAACUUGAUUCCUGGAGCUUUCGGUUUAAGGAAACCAUGGUAUUUCCCCUUUACUGCGUCCUAUUGGAAGAACGUGUGUGGUUUGUUGCAGAAAAGGCAAUUUGCUAACAGUAAAGGUUUGUUUAUUUUCUUACAAAAUGGAUAACAUAAGGGGUCAUCGCCGCAUAACAAGGAAGGAGAGCUGGAAGGAGGCUCCCCGGGCGUCACCCUGGUGUCUGUGACCAAGGAGUAUGAGCACCACAAGGCGGCCGUCCAAGACCUGACCCUCACCUUCCACAGAGGCCAGAUCACUGCCCUGCUGGGGACCAAUGGCGCCGGGAAAACCACCGUCAUAUCCUUGUUGACGGGACUCUACCCUCCCACUUCUGGAACCAUCAUCAUCAACGGCAAGAACCUGCAGACAGACUUGUCCACGGUCAGAAGGGAGCUGGGGGUGUGUCCUCAGCAGAACGUCCUAUUUGACAACCUCACUGUUCUGGAACACCUGCUGCUCUUUGCUUCCAUAAAGGCACCACAGUGGACCAAGAAGGAGCUGCACCAGCAAGUCCAUAAAACUCUUCACGAUGUGGAGUUAACGCAGCAUCAGCACAAGCAAACCCACGCUCUCUCUGGAGGCAUGAAGAGGAAGCUCUCCAUUGGCAUAGCUUUCAUCGGCACAUCAAGGACCGUGGUUCUAGAUGAGCCUACCAGUGGGGUGGAUCCCUGCUCCCGUCGGAGCAUCUGGGACAUUAUCCUCAAGUACCGAGAAGGUCGGACGGUCAUCUUCACAACCCACCACCUGGACGAGGCUGAAGCGCUCAGUGACUGUGUGGCCAUCCUGCAGCAGGGGUGGCUCCGGUGCUGUGGUCCUCCCUUCUGUCUGAAGGAAGCUUACGGCCAGGGGCUCAGCCUGACACUCACAAAACAACCUUCUGUUCUGGAGGUUGAUGAUCCGAAGGACAUAGCUCGUGCUACGUCUCUAAUACAGACCUACAUCCCACAAGCAUUUCUCAAAGACAGCAGUGGGUGUGAGCUGAGCUAUGCCAUCCCCAAGGAUGCAGACAGAGCCUGCUUUAAAGGGCUCUUCCAGGCCUUGGAUCAGAACCUUCAUCAUCUGCACCUGACAGGCUACAGGAUUUCAGACACCACAUUAGAAGAGGUGUUUCUGAUGCUUUUGCAAGAUUCCAAAAAGCAUCCUGACACUGCCCCAGGGACCGAGUCAGAGCCACAGUUCUGCAGGCCUCCACAGCAUGCUCCUGGGUCCUGUGCGGCUCCCGCCAGCACGCCGCCCAUGCGGGGCUGCCGGCUGCUCCUCACCCAGAUGGCCGCCCUGCUGGUGACGCGGCUUCGCCACGCACGCCGGGCCUGGAGAGGCACGCUCUCGGGGCUGCUGCUGCCCGUGCUCUUUGUGGCCUUGGCCAUGGGCUUGUUCAUGGUGAGGCCAGUGGCCGUUGACUACCCUCCGCUCAAACUAACACCUGGCCAUUAUGACAGGGCCGAAGCUUACUUCUUCAGCAGCGACAGUGACAACAUGGACCUUGCCCACGUGCUUUUGCGGAAGUUUGAAGAUCAAGAUCUGCUCUGUGCGGGUUUAAACUCAGACCUGAAGAAUUCUUCAUGCUGGCACAUGGAUCCCAUUUCUCACCCGAAAGUCCAGGAUUCGUGUGGCUGCCUGAAGUGUCCGAAUGGAAGUGCCCGGGCUCCUUACCUGACCAACCGCCUGGGCCACACGCUGCUGAACCUCUCAGCCCUGCCCCUGGAGGAGUAUUUGCUGGCGCCAUCUGAAAAACCACGGCUUGGAGGUUGGUCUUUUGGAGUACGAAUCCCUGAUCAAGUUCAAGAUGCAAAUUCAAAUAUAUCACAACCAAAAACUCUGGCAAAGGUGUGGUAUAAUCAGAAGGGUUUUCAUUCCCUACCUUCCUACUUAAAUCAUCUAAACAACCUUAUUUUGUGGCGGCUCUUACCCCCUGCUGUGGACUGGCGAUCAUACGGAAUAACACUCUAUAGCCAUCCAUAUGGAGGGGCCUUGCUGAACGAGGACAAAAUCCUGGAGAGCAUCCGUCAGUGUGGUGUUGCCCUCUGCAUUGUGCUGGGAUUCUCUAUCCUGUCUGCAUCAAUCGGGAGCUCCGUAGUGAGGGACAGGGUGACUGGAGCCAAGAGGUUGCAGCACAUAUGUGGCCUGGGCUACAGAACAUACUGGUUCACUAACUUCCUGUAUGACAUGCUCUUUUACUUGGUUUCCGUCUGCCUGUGCGUCACCGUUAUUGUCGCCUUCCAGUUAACGGCUUUUACUUUCCGUGAGAACUUGGCAGCUGCGGCCCUCCUGCUGGCACUUUUCGGAUAUGCGACUCUCCCAUGGAUGUAUCUGAUGUCCAGAAUCUUUUCCAGUUCAGACGUAGCUUUCAUCUCCUAUGUCUCGGUGAACUUCAUCUUUGGCCUCUGCACCAUGCUGAUGACCAUCAUGCCCCGUUUACUGGCCAUCGUCUCCAAAGCUCAGAAUUUACAGAACAUCUAUGAUGUCCUCAAGUGGGUCUUUACUAUUUUUCCUCAAUUCUGCCUGGGUCAAGGACUGAUAGAACUCUGUUAUAAUCAGAUCAAAUAUGACCUGACCCACAACUUCGGCGUUGAUUCCUACGUGAGUCCCUUUGAGAUGAACUUCCUGGGCUGGAUCUUUGUGCAAUUGGCCUUACAAGGCACAGUUCUUCUCCUCUGGAGGAUUCUGCUGCACUGGGAUUUCCUGCAGCGGUUAAGGGGUCACUCUGCCCUCCAAGGCACAGUCACAUCUUGUAAGGACGUAGAUGUUGAAAAAGAGCAACUGAGGGUGUUGAAAGGGAGAACGAAUGGAGACAUUCUUGUGUUAUACAACCUCAGUAAAAGUUAUCAAAGAUUCUUCAAGAGGACCAUCGCUGUGCAAGAUAUUAGUUUGGGCAUACGAAGAGGAGAGUGCUUUGGGCUUCUAGGAGUGAAUGGAGCUGGGAAGAGUACCACAUUCAAAAUGCUGACUGGGGAUGUCCCUCCCACCUCAGGACAUGCUGUCAUCAGGACUCCCACGGGAGAGGAUGUGGAUCUCUCUUUUGCUGGAGCGGCAGGCAUUCGCAUUGGCUACUGUCCACAGCAGGACGCCCUGGACGAGCUCCUGACCGGCUGGGAACACCUCCGUUAUUACUGCAGCCUACGUGGGAUUCCAAAGAGGUGCAUCCCUGAGGUUGCUGGGGACUUGGUGAGGCGCUUACACCUGGAAGCCCACGUGGACAAACCCGUGGCUACAUACAGUGGGGGAACCAAGCGGAAGCUCUCUACAGCCCUGGCCCUGCUGGGGAAACCUGACCUGCUUUUAUUGGACGAGCCCAGCUCUGGGAUGGAUCCCUGCUCUAAGCGGUACCUGUGGAAAACAAUAAUGAAGGCGGUUCGGGAAGGCUGUGCUGCGGUGCUGACCUCCCACAGCAUGGAGGAGUGUGAGGCUCUUUGCACAAGACUUGCUAUAAUGGUCAACGGUAGCUUCAGGUGCCUUGGCUCUCCUCAGCACCUUAAGAAUAGGUUUGGUGAUGGUUAUACAGUCAAGGUUUGGCUCUGUAAGGAAACCAAUCAACACGGCGCUAUUUCUGACUGCUUGAAGCUCUAUUUUCCAGGAAUCCAGUUUAAGGGGCAGCGCCUUAAUUUAUUGGAAUAUCAUGUGCCAAAAGGAUGGGAAUGCUUAGCUGACUUGUUCAAAGUUCUAGAGAAUAAUAAGACCUUCUUGAAUAUCAAAUAUUACUCCAUUAACCAAACCACUCUGGAACAGGUGUUUAUUAAUUUUGCUACUGAGCAGCAGCAAACUCCGCCGUCUACUUCCGAUCCAUCCACUGACUGUCACCAGCCGCAUCACUUGCCAAUCUAA
Molecule: messenger RNA, 15225 nt
Organism: Ceratotherium simum simum (southern white rhinoceros)
Lineage: Eukaryota; Metazoa; Chordata; Mammalia; Perissodactyla; Rhinocerotidae
Gene: ABCA13
Product: ATP binding cassette subfamily A member 13
Biological process (GO): lipid transport; transmembrane transport
Cellular component (GO): membrane; intracellular membrane-bounded organelle
Molecular function (GO): lipid carrier activity; ATP binding; ATP hydrolysis activity
Source: RefSeq, a predicted model, not a curated record